AUGCCCGUCACGCCGUUUAACCACCCAGAGAAAUACACCUACCAAAACGGCUUCGGCAGCUACCACGAGACCGAAGCCGUCGAAGGCGCCCUUCCCAUCGGCGCCAACAACCCCCAGAAGCCUCGCUAUGGCCUCUACAACGAGAAGCUCUCCGGCACCGCCUUCACCGCCCCGCGACACGAGAACCAGCAGACAUGGCUCUACAGAAUCCUCCCCGCGAGCGCACAUUCGCCCUUCGAGCCUCGAGAAAGUGCCACAUAUGAUCUGAAUCCGGGAGGUCUAAGGGAUGCCAAAUGGCACCAGAUCCCCAAUCAGCUUCGCUGGGAUCCGUUUGAUAUGGACGAGACGAAGGAUUGGAUUCAUAGCUUGCAUUUGGUUGCUGGUGCAGGAGAUCCUUCGAUGAAGAGUGGGCUUGGGAUCAUGAUCUAUGCGGCUGGCAAGGAUAUGGACCCCAAGGCGGCGUUUUACAGUGCAGAUGGAGACCUUUUGAUCGUGCCGCAACACGGGGCAUUGGACAUCCAGACGGAGCUGGGCAAGAUUCUUGUUCGGCCGAAUGAGAUCUGCAUUAUCCCACGAGGCAUCAGGCAUAGGGUCACUCUACCUGAAGGACCUGUGCGAGGGUUCAUCCUCGAGCUGUACCAAGGCCAUUUCCAACUCCCAGAGCUUGGUCCCAUCGGAUCGAAUGGUCUCGCCAACGCACGAGAUUUCCAAGCUCCAGUCGCGUACUUCGAAGAAGACACAGAAAGCGAACACACCCUCUUUGCCAAAUUCUCCGGAAACCUCUUCGCAGCUAAGCAGAACCACACCCCCUUCGACGUCGUAGCCUGGCACGGCAACUACUACCCUUACAAAUACGACCUCGGCCGCUUCAACACCAUCGGCUCCAUCUCCUACGACCACCCAGACCCCAGCAUCUUCACAGUCCUCACCGCCCAAUCCGACCACCCCGGCACCGCCAUCGCCGACUUCGUCAUCUUCCCCCCGCGCUGGCUCGUCGCAGAAGACACAUUCCGACCCCCCUGGUACCACCGCAACACCAUGUCCGAGUUCAUGGGCCUGAUCCACGGCCAGUACGACGCAAAGACCGGCGGCGGGUUCCAACCGGCCGGCGCCUCGCUGCACAACGUCAUGAGCGCACACGGCCCGGAUGCAUCGACGCACGAGAAGGCCAGCAAUGCGGAUCUCAAGCCGAUGAAGGUGGGCGACAACAGCAUGGCGUUCAUGUUCGAGUCGAGUCUCAUGGUCGGCGUGACGGAGUGGGGAUUGAAGAAGUGUAAUAAGGUGCAGACGGAUUAUAAUGCCGAGUCGUGGGAGCCGCUGAAGCCGCAUUUCAAGAGGCCUGCGCCGGCGAAGAUUGUGAAUGGCAAGGCGAAUGGGACGAAUGGGUCGCAGGCGGAUGCGAGUCAGCAGCCGCAUUAUACUUGA
Molecule: messenger RNA, 1425 nt
Organism: Zasmidium cellare ATCC 36951
Lineage: Eukaryota; Fungi; Ascomycota; Dothideomycetes; Mycosphaerellales; Mycosphaerellaceae
Exons: 1
Coding region: 1-1425 (474 amino acids)
Biological process (GO): L-phenylalanine catabolic process
Cellular component (GO): cytoplasm
Molecular function (GO): homogentisate 1,2-dioxygenase activity
Source: RefSeq, a predicted model, not a curated record